AUGAGGGUCCCAGCGACCGAGGAAGUCGAACACAGUACCCACUUGCCGUCUAAUCGUCGGGCGGACAGGCACGUGACAUACCCUGUACUGUCGGACCGGUACCUGGAUAAUUUCCACCGGGAACGAAAUAUUCCGGGUCAUAGGCAUCGUAUUCCUCUCCAAUACGUACCGUCGGCCUCGAUGGGACAACACCAUAUCUCUGUGUACCAUCCAUGGUUACCAGUGCAGGACGUUCGAGGGAAGACCCAUCACCGUUCCUGGCAUUCCACUCACCACCCGUUGCCAUAUCGCCAUCGUGCAUUUUCCGAUCUCGUACCUUACGUCUCCGCCUACCGCCCACAGUGGAUUGAAGGGCACGAACUUUGGCCUCUGCUUCGCGACGUACACGUUCCAACUCGGCUUCUCGUUGUUUCGCCUGACGAGCAGACCGACUCUGGUAGACUACAAGGUCGAAUCGACAGUGAAAAGGUUUGGUGGGAAUAUUGGUUUAGCAAUGUUGAGGUACGCCAGAUGGUACUGGGAAGAAAGAAGUCUUGCGUGAUGGGUGAAUCACCCACGCUUUAUAGAUAUGUGCUCCACAUGCCAGAAGACCGUUUCGCUCGCAUGGCUCUCGCGUAG
Messenger RNA from Opisthorchis viverrini, 618 nucleotides. RefSeq lists its product as hypothetical. The transcript has 3 exons. Lineage: Eukaryota; Metazoa; Platyhelminthes; Trematoda; Opisthorchiida; Opisthorchiidae. The record is from RefSeq and is a predicted model, not a curated record. The coding region runs from base 1 to 618 and encodes 205 amino acids.